This is a messenger RNA of Blastocystis hominis, 531 nucleotides long. RefSeq lists its product as hypothetical. Bases 1 to 531 code for a protein of 176 amino acids. Gene Ontology annotation, molecular function: GTPase activity; GTP binding. The record is from RefSeq and is a predicted model, not a curated record. NCBI's taxonomy places the organism in Eukaryota, Bigyra, Opalinata, Blastocystidae. The transcript is spliced from 7 exons.
AUGGAUGAUUAUGAUUAUCUUUUUAAGAUGGUUAUCGUUGGUGAUUCUGGAGUUGGAAAAACGAAUUUGUUUCAAGAGGAUACUUCUGCAACAAUCGGAGUUGACUUUUAUUCAAAGUCGGUUCAAAGAGGAAAUAAAAUUAUCAAAACUCAAUUAUGGGACACUGCGGGACAAGAAAGGUAUAGAGCAAUGGCAGCCGCAUAUUACCGAGGCAGCACAGGGGCAAUCAUCGUUUUUGAUGUCACCCACAGACAGUCGUUCAAUAACCUCCAGCAGUGGAUCAAUGAGAUCGGAUCCUACUCUUCGAGUGACAUGCCUAUUCUCAUCAUAGGUAAUAAGUGUGAUUUAGCUUCGGUUCGAACGGUUUCCUCAGAAGAAGCGCAAGCUUUUGCCGAACAGCACAAUAUGGGAUACAUCGAAACGAGCGCAUUAACAGCAGACAAUGUGAACAAAGCGUUUGAUACAAUUAUUGACACUAAAACGCAGUCAUUUAUGAAUCGGCUACAAAAGGUGUUUUGCAAAGUGAUUUAA